AUGUCUGUAACAGACACCCGGUUUCCUGCUCUAUUGGAGCAGUUUGCCGUGGAUUUACAGAGUCCAAAUGAAGAUACACGUCGUCGAGCAACAGAUGAACUUUACGAACGUAUUAUUUCACAAUAUGCAGAUGCUCCAUCUGAUGUUGUUACAGUUAUUGCUGAACAGGUACAAGAAUUUGUAAGAAAUAAAAUGGCUAAUCCAAAUGAUGUCAAUGAAAAUCGCGCCGCUCUUCUUGUUAUUCUAUGUUUUGUUUGUGCUGGACAAAAUUUUUAUACUGAAUUAAGUAAUAAAUUAGAACCAACAUUACGUGGUUAUAAACAAAUGUCAGUUGAUGCUAAUCUAUGUGAAUUAGUUGUCAAAUUAACAUGUAUACUCGUUAAAGGUUGUGGUCGAAUGAGUAUCGAUCAAUUUUCACUAGAUGUUCCUAAAGCACUUGAACGUAUCUCGCGAGAAGAACAACAUGAAACAAGACGUUAUAGUGGUAUAACAAUAUUAAAAGAAAUAGCUAUAGCUGCUCCAUCACGUUACUAUCAUUUAAUAACACCAGUUGAACAAUUUUUUGAACAACUUUUUGGUACAAUGACAGAUCCAAAACAAUAUAUUCGUGAAGCAUUUGCUGAAACAAUGCAAGCAACAUUAGUUGUUCUUAUUGAUCGUGAACGUGAAGAACAAAAAAAUAAUAAUAGUGAUAUAACAACUGGUCAAGAUUUAACAAGUAGUAAUACAAGUUAUGCAAUAAAUACAGAAUCAAAUACAUUCUUAAAAGCAUAUAAUAUGGCUUAUAAUGAAGCAAUGAAAUGUUUACAAGUUGAGACAACAACAAAAAAUAAAAAUGCACAAAGAGAAGAUCGAAUUCAUGGUGGACUUCUUUUACUUAAUGAAUUAUUACGUGUAUCAGAUGUUAAAUUUGAAAGUAUCUGUCAAGAUUUAAUUCAACCAUAUAGUGCACCAAAACCAAAACCAAUUUCAUAUAAAGAUGUUCAUCGUUCUCGUGUUGCUUUAACAUUCGAACGUACUGGUCCAUUAUCUCCAAUGGAUAUUAUUGAUAAUCCUGAACAAUCUCAAAUUCAAGUACAAUCAUCUUUAAUUCGUUCAAUUAUGCUUGAAAAUUUUGUUAAUAUUUGUAAUCAAGUAUUUCAAUAUCGUCAACAACCAAAAUCUAUGAUACCUAAUGUUUUAAUUCGUAUAUUACCACGUUUAGCAUCAUUAGAUUAUCGAUGGUUUUCUCAUCAACCCUAUGUCGAUGCUACAAUGACAUUUAUAUAUGAACGUAUAAAUUCUCAUGAAUUAAAAGAACGUCAAUUAGCAUUUCAUGCAUUAGGUUUAAUGAUAUUAUCGGAUAAAACAAGUCGAAUAAAUGAUACAGAUUCAUUAAUAACAACAACACCAUUAACGAAAGAUAUGACGAAAAUAUUUGAAUGUUUAAAACAAACAUUUAUUCCAAUAUCAUCAACAAAUACUUCAAUAACAUCUGGACAUGCUCAUCGUCGACAAAAUUCAAAUCAAUCAUCAUCAUCUCAACAACAACAACAAUCAUCAAUAAAUAAUUUAUUACCAUGUCGAUAUUCAUCACCUGAUUCAAGUGUAUUUGCAUGUAUAACAAUGAUUGGUGAAGCUGGACCAGAUGCAUCAAAAUGUUUAGAUAAUUUAUUAGAAUAUUUAUUACAUUGUGGUUUAAAUCAUUCAUUAUUAUUUUGUCUGGAUAAAUUAUGUUCAAUGCCAUUAAUACAUACAGAUACAAAACGUAAAAUUCAUCAAGGUUUAUUAGAAAAUCUUCGAUCAAUUCUAUCUAAUCCAUUAGCAUAUAAUCCAAAUUUAACAAAUGGACAAAGUGAUAUUAUACUUAUUGCUUUACAAACAUUAAGAAUAUUUGAUUUUGAAGCACAAGCUAUUGAACCAUCUUUUAUUGAUAUAUUAAAUCAACGUUUUAUUGAACAUGAUAGUGUACGUAUAAGAAUUGAAUCAAUUAUAACAAUAACACAUUUAUUAAGAAAAUUAUUAUUACCACCAUCACAAGCAAGUCUAUCAACAAAUACAACUACGUCAUUAAUAGCAGCUAAUAAAUUACGAAUUAAAAUUGGUGUUAUUACACAAAGAAUAUUAACAAUUGGUGUUACUGAUUUAGAUCCUGAUGUACGUUAUAAUGUUUUUUUAACAUUACAAGAUGAUUUUAAACAAUUCUUAGCUAAAUCUGAAGCAUUAGAAUUAUUAUUUUUUUCUGUACAUGAUGAAUGUCAUGAAAUAAGAGAAUUAGCUUUAAGUCUUAUU
Adineta steineri is the source of this 2271-nucleotide messenger RNA. Lineage: Eukaryota; Metazoa; Rotifera; Eurotatoria; Adinetida; Adinetidae. The record is from the annotation of a GenBank genome assembly.